This is a messenger RNA of Mercurialis annua (annual mercury), 2806 nucleotides long. RefSeq names its product probable ADP-ribosylation factor GTPase-activating protein AGD14. The transcript has 13 exons. Gene Ontology annotation, molecular function: GTPase activator activity. Bases 370 to 2511 code for a protein of 713 amino acids. NCBI's taxonomy places the organism in Eukaryota, Viridiplantae, Streptophyta, Magnoliopsida, Malpighiales, Euphorbiaceae. The record is from RefSeq and is a predicted model, not a curated record.
AUCCCGUUCAAAUCAAGAGCAGUGGCCACCUUUCCUGAUUGCCAUGAGACGUUAAAAAUAAAAAUUAAAAAACAAAACCCAAACGAUCAUUUUUCAUUUGAACAACGACAACAACAGCUCCUUACUUUUUAUCGCAUUAUUCAAAUCAUUAAAUUUUCCACUUAUUUGUUCAAAAAAACCCCAAAUUCCACUAAAAUUCCUCAAAUUAAUUUGAUUCUUGAGGCGAGUCGACUGUACCUGGUCUCAAAAUCAAGCUGAGCUGAAGCUCUGCUUGUGAUUCGUCAGUAAUUUAGGUUUCAAAAGUUUGAAAUCCGUUAAUUAUUAUUAUUAGGGUUAGGGUUUGAGUUUGUGUAGUUGAAUCUGUGAGAAAUGGGAAGUAGAAAGGAAGAAGAGAGAAAUGAGAAGAUAAUUAGAGGAUUAAUGAAGCUGCCUCCUAAUCGGCGAUGUAUCAACUGUAAUAGCAUGGGUCCUCAGUAUGUUUGUACUAAUUUCUGGACUUUCAUUUGUAUUACUUGCAGUGGCAUACAUCGGGAGUUCACUCACCGUGUGAAGUCCGUAUCCAUGUCCAAGUUCACAUCUCAAGAAGUUGAAGCACUACAAAACGGUGGUAAUCAGCGUGCAAGGGAAAUAUACUUGAAGGAUUGGGACCUACAAAGGCAGAGGUUACCGGAUAACAGCAAUGUUGACAAAGUGCGAGAAUUUAUAAAGGGUGUCUAUGUUGAUAAGAAAUACGCUAGUGGAAAGUGCAAUGAUAAGCCUCCUAGGGAUUUGCAGAGGCUCAGAAGCCACGAAGAUGAGACAAGGCGUGCCAGUUCUUAUCAUUCUUAUUCGCAAAGUCCCCCUUAUGACUAUCAGUAUGAAGAUCGACGGUAUGGAAAACAAGCUGGUGCGCUCACUCGAAAACCUGGUUCAGAUCGAGGCCUUUAUGUCGGGAAGAUGUCUAAUUUGAUAUCCAGUCCUACUCGCUUGAGUGAAAGACCGUUUGAGGACAGGUUUGCCAAUGAGGGCUCAGUUUCUAGGGUUUCAGACUACUCUGUGUCUAGUGGGGGAGAUGUAGGUACUUUAGAAUCUUGUAAUUUUCAGAAGGACAGCAGCACUUGUAGUCCUCCUAUUCAGACUCAUAGGAAAGUCUUAAGUGAAGAUAUAGAGCAUCAAAGACUAGAUCUCUUUUCAGAACCAGGUUUUAAGGGAGAGGCCGAAGGGAUUCCACAUCCACAGAGAAGUGCAUCUCUUGGAAGCAUCAAAUCGUUGGAUAGUACUUCUGUAUCUGCCAAGUCAGUUAAUUUCAGUAGCUUUGCAGAUUUUGUCUCAAAACCUGAGCAAGCUACUGGGAGUCACCAGGAUAAAGUGCCUUAUUUACAACAGAUAUCUGGUUCUGGGAGUUGUGGUAGUUUGGAUCUUUUUAAGACACCUGCUGUUCCAGAAGCAGAUGUUUCUUCAGGUGCGCCAAUUGAUUUGUUUCAAUUGCCUGUAGCAUCACCAGCACCACCUGUGAAUUUCUUUGCGGAAUCACCAUUAGUUCCAACUUCAUCUACUAAUGCAUACCAAACUACCCAAACUUCUCAAUACUCAUUUCAUGACCUCUUUGGUGAUACUGCUCUGCAGCAAUCAGUUAAUAGUAUGAACCAAACUUCACCAGAACCAUCAGUACCUAAAAAUGAAGGAUGGGCUACUUUUGAUACUCAAUUUACAGCAACUUUUGAUGCCCAGCCUACAGCAUCUGCGACUGCCACUGGAAAUAUUGCACCUCCAGUUAUACCUUCAAGCAUGUAUUCUACAGCAAAAUUUGACCAAGUUUCAUCAUUAGAUGGAAGUAUGCAAUGGCCCCAAUUUCAGAACUCUAGUGUCCAAGGGUCAGCAUCAGCCUCUGGUCCUUGGAACAAUGGUUUUCACGGUGUUCAAGCUCCUAAUAACACAAGUGCUCAGACAUGGAAUGCUUUUGGCAAUUCCGUUCCACACAUUCCUUUGGAGGGAACCACUCAAAAUAGCAUACAGCAAGCAGCAGUGUACAUGCCGUCAGCUGCUGACCAGAAUUUGGGCUUGAAGAUUUCAGAGAAUCAUAAUAGAGAUGGGACUCAAAGAGUUGCUUCUUAUGGACAAGUACAGUUCCCUGUUCUGGAUGGACAGUCAGAUGUUCUCCUGGAGCCAUCAUAUACUUCAGUGAAUUCUGGGAUGGAAGCAGCUCAUUCACAUGCAAGCAAUUACAAAUCAAAUAACCCAUUUGAUCUUCCAUAUGACAUGGAAUUGGAGCCAGGAAAUAUGUUCUUGGAUAUGAGCUCUUUGCAAGCUGCAUUGCCUGAUGCCCACUUGCAAUCAAGCUUUCUUGACGGCGUUAGUGAACCAUGGUUUUCUCAAGAACCCGUAACAAGUUAUGUCCCAGCUGCACCACAAGUUCUUGAUGAUGAUGUAGGUAGCUUGGCAUAUAUGGCAGGACAAGCCCCAAGCCCUCAAUUAACGAAUGUCCAAACGCAAGGACCGGUUGCUUCUGUUGGAGGAAAUCCAUUUGCAUAAUGAAUCAACCUUUAAAAAUAUUGGAUUAUUUAUGAGUUUGUGUUCAUUUUAGGUUAAUUGUAGCGAGUUGGUCAGUUCACCUAAGUUAAUCUUCUUAUUCUCAUUAUUCUUUGUAUUAUAAUUUCUGUUUGUAUUCUUUGUGAAAUAAAACCAUGCCACGUCUAAUCCGCAGCUAGCUAUUGAUGCCACAAAUUUUUAGUGCGAUUAUCAAGCUCUAUAUUAAUCAUGUUAUUACAUUUGAUUAUAAUACUGAAUGUUGUUGCAUCAAGUUUGCAAGUUUUUGAUUGUUGGUUAA